This is a messenger RNA of Naegleria fowleri, 2205 nucleotides long. RefSeq lists its product as uncharacterized. The record is from RefSeq and is a predicted model, not a curated record. Gene Ontology annotation, biological process: small GTPase-mediated signal transduction. The transcript is spliced from 3 exons. Gene Ontology annotation, molecular function: protein binding; GTP binding; GTPase activity. NCBI's taxonomy places the organism in Eukaryota, Heterolobosea, Eutetramitea, Acrasida, Naegleriidae. Bases 1 to 2205 code for a protein of 734 amino acids.
AUGUCCUCUCCUGCCACCUCGACACGCUCCAUUCCGAUUCGUUUGGGCCACAGUGCUCUCUUUCACGAUCAUUACAUUUACUUUUUCGGAGGUCUUCAAAAAUCCUCCACAAAUUCACAACGUCCUCUCGAAUUUGUCAAUGAUUUCAUCCAACUCGACACUCGUUCUCAUCAAUUCACUAAUUUGACACCCACCCUCACCACUCCAUCACCUUGUGCUCGAAAUUUUCACACGACCGUUUUAAACGCUUCCACCAAUGAAAUGAUUCUUUUCGGAGGAAAGUCGAAUGGUUUUCAUAAUGAUGUUUGGAGUUUUAAUUUCUCAAAUCAGAGUUGGAAAAAGUUGGAUUGUAAAGAUUCGCAAUUGAUCACUCCAAGAUAUGGACAUGCGAGUGUGAUUUAUGGAGAUUCCAUGUUUGUGUUUGGUGGUUAUGAUAACAAUGCUUUCACGAGUAGGGAAUUGUUUGAGUUGAAUUUGAAAACUUUGGAAUGGAAAAGUGUGGCGCUGAAACUGUCAAAUGCCAACGAUCAUGAUCAAAAUGAAACAGUGAGUGGUAGAUUCUAUCAUGCGACUGUUCUCGAUGAAGAGAAUGGAGAUUGGUAUUUGAUUGGUGGAAAAUCUUCUAAUGGACUCACCAAAGACUUUAUCAAGAUCAAGUUAUCGACCUUGAUCACAUUAUCUGAUAAUUCCCAAAAUGAUCACAAGGAAGAAUUCUCCAAAGCUGUAGAAUUUGAAUUUAUUGAAAGUGGUGACGAACAUGUUUGGAGAUAUGGUCACUCAUGUAUUCUCGAAAAGAUUGAAAAUCAGAAAAAGAUUUACAUGAUGGGUGGUUGCAAUCAGAGUGUUGACUUUUUCGAUUGUUAUUGUUUGGGGUUGACCGGUCAGGGUGUCACUUCAAAAUGGAAAAAAGUGAAUCGUAACGAAAAUGUUCUUGCUCAACUCUUUCAAACAGAACCAUACAACAAGCCCAAUGAAACAACUCCAUUUGAGGCAUUUCCUGUUUUUCACACCAUCACUCGUUAUGUGAAUCAAGAUCCACAAACAGUUUCCUAUUUUGUGUUUGGAGGAAGUUUGCAAAAAACUGAAAUUGAGACUUGUGUUCCUUCAAAACAAAAGACUGGACAAAAUGUGAAAUUGAAAAAUCAGCAGGAAGAUGAAUUCAAUUACAAGGAAUUUGAUUCCAUGCUCAAUGAUGACAUUUACAGAAAUAUUCUCUCUUUUUUAGAAUGUGUCGAUUUGAUGAGAUUGCAGCUUGUCAGCAAAAGUUUGAGAAUUUGUCAACUCACUGAGGAAGAUCAAUUUUGGAAAAAUUAUUACAUGCAAAAAAUUGAUGAAUUGAUACAAGCGACAGCCGAUUAUUACUAUGACUCGAGUGUCAGACAAACCUGUUGGAGAUAUGAUUCCAAAUAUGAUCAUUUGCCACAACGUAAAGAAAACUUUAAACAAGGUCUGAUUGAAAUCUUUAAAACCUUUUUAACCAACGCAGAAAAGAAUUCCAAACUAUUGACAGCUGAAAUUGAAAGACAAAGUUGCCCACAACAACCCAAGAGAAAGUUUUUCACACGAGACGAUAUUUUAGCAUAUCCAAAACAAGCAAUGAAUUUAGAUGCAAAAGAAGGAUUCAAAAUGGUCACUAUUGGAGAUGGAGCAACAGGAAAGACGAGUCUUUUAAUUACUUACACCACAAAUGCUUUUCCUUUUGAGUAUGUUCCGACGGUUUUUGAUAAUUAUAAUUAUGUCAGCAGGUAUAUGCCCAAUUACACGAUUUGGUUGUGGGAUACUGCUGGACCAGAGGAUUAUGAUCGAUUGAGACCCUUAAGUUAUCCACAAACGGAUCUCUUUCUUCUCUGCUUUAGUGUUAUCAGUAAGGCCUCUCUUCUCAAUGUUGCCACAAAAUGGGUUCCAGAAGUCCGUCACCACUGUCCUGAUUGUCCUAUUUUACUAAUUGCCACCAAAACAGAUUUGAGAAAAGAUCCUGUUCACACAAAAUCCAUGUUGAUGAAACAUAAUGAAAAACCAAUUACGAAAGAACAAGGAGAAUUGAUGGCUCGUAAAAUGGGUUGUGUUUCAUAUAUUGAAACCAGUGCUAUAAAAGGAGAAGGUUUUGAUCGAUUCGAUGAGUUGGUGUUGAAGGCCAUAUGUGUGGAUAAGGAUGAUCAUUAUAAAGUAUCAUCAGACUCAAAAAAGAAGUGUUUGAUGCAGUAA